Scleropages formosus (Asian bonytongue) is the source of this 2327-nucleotide messenger RNA. RefSeq names its product peroxisomal biogenesis factor 12 (gene pex12). Gene Ontology annotation, biological process: protein import into peroxisome matrix; protein monoubiquitination. The coding region runs from base 275 to 1336 and encodes 353 amino acids. Gene Ontology annotation, molecular function: protein binding; ubiquitin-protein transferase activity; zinc ion binding. Gene Ontology annotation, cellular component: peroxisomal membrane; peroxisomal importomer complex. Lineage: Eukaryota; Metazoa; Chordata; Actinopteri; Osteoglossiformes; Osteoglossidae. The transcript is spliced from 3 exons. The record is from RefSeq and is a predicted model, not a curated record.
GCGUGACGCCGGAAAGUGGCGCACGCGGACCGGAAAAGGUCCUCGGGGACACGGUGGAGAUGGAAGCCUAAGGGAGGGGUCGUCCGGAUUGCUCUCCACUCAUGCUUUCUUGCAGAAAUGUUUGCGUUUCCCCAGGAAAUACGAGUUUUGUUUCGCCGUUUGCAAAGACGCUUUUCCUGCCUCACGUUUGAUGUAGGAAACCGUUUUGAAUGCAGUUACUGUCGUUUUAAUAGGCGUAGCUAGCUGCGCGUGAGAGCGCCCACCGGCUCCUGCCAUGGCGGAGCGCGGCGCACACCUAACCGCUACCGCCACCCAGCUGGAGGACACACCGUCCAUCUUCGAGGUGCUGGCGCAGGAUUCGCUGAUGGGCGCCGUGAGACCGGCUCUGCAACACGCCGUCAAGGUCCUGGCAGAGUCAAACCCUUCACGCUACGGUCCCCUCUGGAGAUGGUUUGAUGAAAUCUACACAGUCCUUGAUCUGUUGCUACAGCAUCACUUCCUGUCGCGGACCAGCGCUUCUUUUUCUGAGAACUUCUAUGGCCUGAAGCGUGUGGUCACCUCAGGCCUUCAGCGGUCUGCUCAUCUUGGGCUUCACAGCAGACAGCGCUGGAACUCACUGCUCCUGCUUGUCCUGGUGCCAUACCUGCAUGCUAAGCUGGAGAAGGUUCUGGCCAGACAGAGAGAAGAGGAUGACUUCUCCAUCCAGUUGCCACAGACCCGUUUCCAGCGAAUGUACCGGGCCUUCUUGGCAGCCUACCCCUUCGUCAGCACGGUCUGGGAGGGCUGGACUUUCUGCCAGCAACUGUUGUAUGUCUUUGGCCGGACUUGGCGUCACUCACCGCUGCUGUGGCUGGCUGGGGUCAGACUGGUGCACCUCACAGCACAUGACAUUCUCAAUAUGGAUUUGAAGCCCACCACCACUUCUUUGGCUACCAGCCAACGCUUUGGUGAAAAGCUGCAGCAGAUGUUGUCCACAGUUGUGGGUGGCAUUGCUGUCUCCCUUUCCACUAGCCUGUCCUUAGGAGUGUUCUUCCUUCAGUUUUUGGAGUGGUGGUACUCCUCAGAGAACCAGAGCACGAUCAAAUCCCUAACCUCCCUACCCACACCCCCUCCUCCUCUCCACCUCGACCAGCGUAACGAUCAGCCCAACCUGCCUGCGAACGUGUGCCCGCUGUGCCGCAAGGUCCGUGCCAAUGAUACAGCCUUGGCUACCUCUGGAUACGUUUUCUGUUACCGCUGCAUAUACAUCUAUGUCAAAGCCCACCAACGAUGCCCUCUGACUGGAUACCCGACUGAACUGCAACACCUUAUCAAAAUCUAUUCCCCAGAAGGAUAGACUGAGGUGAUCGAUGUACCAUUUACCAGAGCACUGCAGUCCUGAUAGGAAUCCUCCUGGGCAAACUGACUGUGAUGGAUUGCUACCCUGAAAAUAGCACACUGAAACCAGUGCUUUUGUAGCUGGCAUUCCAAAUUAAACUUGUAAAUGCACUACUUCUGUGCGUGUGCUCCUUUGCUAUUUACCAAGUCAGCAACAGGUAGGUAUUUGACACCAAAUGCAGCUUCUUUGGAAGUAAAAGCAGAUUAAUGUAAAACAAAGCAGGCUGUGAUAAAGAGCCAGCCUCCAUCCCCUACAUCUCAACUUGUAUGUGACUCACUUUCGUAAUGCUAACAUUUCAUCAAGGUACACUCACGUAUAGCCGAUAAAGGAUCUCCUGGAAUUCCUAGUCCAAGCAAGUGAACGUAUAAAAGGUGCUGGCUUCCUGCAAGGUUUCUGUUGAACUUUUGAUAUGAUGCAUUUGAGAGUAAAGGGGGUUACUAUUUCAGAUGUGCAAUGUAAUGUGUUGGGGACCAUGCAUGGGAACGGCACUGCAGCAGUGGUAAAGAAGGGUUACAGUCUUGGAACUUUAUGUGCAGAAGAUGAAUUUAUUCUACUUAACAGCUGUUUAUCCCAUUGUUGCCUCGAGAACGAUGCGUUAGAGAGCAGGUAUCAAGAUUCUGAGACUUACACUGGCCCUCUUCUGGUACACUACAUGUUAUAUACUCACCAGAUGUUACAUGAGUGCUUGGUUUAAACCACUUGUUGGUUUAUUUCAACUUUCCUGACACAUGUCAGAUGUUCCACUCCGGGUUUAAAACAGUUUGGGCAUCUUGCUUCGAAGUGACAUUCCUUGUUUUGUGGCCCAGUGCAAUUGGCAGAGAACAGGUUCAUUCCUCUUCAGGGUGUCUGCAGCAGAAACAUUGUCCAGAAUACACUAAAUUUGUCAGACACUAAGCAGAUUAUACAGAAUUUAUAUCUCUUUGUAUAACAAACUCCAACAGAUGUGACA